AUGUCAAGAUUGAUUGUUAAGGGACUCCCAAAGUAUUACACUGAGGACAACUUGAAAAAACACUUUAGUCAACAAGGUGACGUGACUGAUGUCAAGUUGGUGAAAUCAAAAAACGGAGAAUCAAGGAGAUUUGCAUUCAUUGGAUACAAAUCGGAUGAUGCAGCACAGAAAGCAGUAAAAUUUUUCAAUAAAUCAUUCAUUGAUACUUCAAGGAUAGAUGUUCAAUUGGCAAAGUCGUUUUCUGAUCCAGAUGUGCCAAUCUCGUUCAGAGAAAAGAGAAAGAGGGAAAACGAAAGAUUAAGGAGGCAGGAGGAGCUGUUGAUUGAGGAGAAUAACAGGCUCAAUGCAAAGAAGCAGAAGGUGGAACGAAAAUCAUUAAUUGAAGCAGAGAUGGAGAGCGAUCCAAAGUUUAAAGAAUACAUGGAAGUCAUGAAACCAUCGUAUCAAGUCAAGUCUUGGGCAAAUGAUACCUUAGCUGAUGGCUCUGGUGGCCCUUCAAAUACCGACUUGGAACGAGCCCUACAGGGUGAUCAGAGUGAUAUAGUUGAACUUUCUAAGCCGGAAGUGGUAGAGGCUCCAGCGGGAGAGAGUGAUGAUGAAUACAACGAUUUCAAUGGGCCAGUGGAAAACGAAGGGGAUGAAGAGAUGAUGCCAUUAAAUGAAGUCGAUGAGACUGAAACUGCUCCUCUACCCCAGGAUGAAAAUGUCUCAGAUUUUGAUUGGUUAAAGUCGCGAAGUAUUCGUAUUCGAGAAGAUGGUGAAGUGCCAUCGAAUACUUCUGAAAAAGUAGAAAGCAAACCUGAAAAAGAAUACCCUGCUCAUCAUGUGGCUGAACACAAAUCUGAAGAAGAAAAAGCAAAAGAUAAGAUUGAAGAAACUGGACGAUUAUUUAUUAGAAACAUUCUGUACGAAGCCACUGAAGAUGACUUUAAACAUUUGUUUGAGAAAUACGGACCCCUUGAGGAAGUGCACAUUGCCGUUGAUACACGAACAGGAAAAUCAAAAGGUUUCGUAUACAUCCAAUUUGUCAACACCGAGGAUGCUGUCAAUGCUUUUGAAGCACUUGACAAACAAAUUUUUCAAGGUAGACUCUUGCAUAUUCUUGCUGCAGAUCAGAAGAAAAGUCACAGAUUGGAUGAAUUUGACUUGAAAAAUUUACCUUUGAAGAAGCAGAGGGAGUUGAAAAAGAGGGCACAAGCUUCGAAAAGUCAAUUCAGCUGGAAUUCUCUUUAUAUGAAUACGGACGCAGUUAUGGAAUCUAUGGCGGCAAAAUUAGGUGUCACUAAAUCACAGUUGAUUGACCCAGAAAAUUCGAGCUCGGCAGUGAAGCAAGCACUUGCUGAAGCUCACGUAAUUGGUGAUGUGAGAAAGUUUUUCGAAGACAGAGGUGUAGAUCUAGCAAGCUUCAGCAAAAAGGAAAAAGAUGACAAGGUUAUACUAGUCAAGAACUUUUCAUUUGGAACAACCGUAGAACAAUUGGGUGAGCUAUUCUCACAAUACGGCCAAAUCAAGAGGAUAAUCAUGCCCCCAUCAGGAACAAUUGCCAUCGUUGAAUUUAACGAUGCUCCUAGCGCGAGAGCUGCAUUUACCAAAUUGGCAUACAAACGAUUCGGUUCAAGUAUUCUUUACUUGGAGAAAGGUCCUAAAGAUUUGUUCACUCGUGAGCCUGUUGAGAAUGAGAGCAUUCGAGUUUCACAGCUGGAAUCAGUUGUUGAAGCAAAAGUAUCUGCCAGUGAUAUUUUAGGCGAACCAGAAGUUGAAGAAGAGGAAAUUCAAGGUCCUACUGUGUCUGUAUUUGUCAAGAACCUCAAUUUCAGUACAACAGUACAACAAUUGUCUGACCUUUUCAAACCAUUACAUGGCUUUGUCUUGGCUACGGUGAAAACAAAGCCCGAUCCAAAAAAUACUGGGAAGACAUUGAGUAUGGGAUUUGGUUUUGUUGAAUUUAAGUCGCUUGCUCAAGCAAAUGCAGCAAUUGCAACAUUAGAUGGACACGUCUUGGAUGGGCACAAAUUACAAUUGAAGAUAUCACAUAAGCAAGGAUCUGCUGCGUCAUCCACGGCACCGUCAAAAUCUUCGAAAACUAGCAAAAUCAUUAUCAAGAACUUGCCAUUUGAAACAUCUCGUAAAGACAUUUUGGAAUUGUUUGGGGCUUUCGGUCAAUUGAAAUCGGUUAGAGUACCGAAGAAAUUUGAUCAAAGUGCAAGGGGUUUUGCCUUUGUUGAAUUCAAUUUAUUAAAAGAGACUGAAAAUGCCAUGAAGCAAUUGGAAGGGGUACAUUUACUAGGAAGACGAUUGGUUAUGCAAUACGCAGAGCAGGAUUCAGAGGAUGCCGAGGCUGAAAUUGAAAAGAUGACAAAGAAGGUAAAGAAACAAGUGGGAACGCAGAACUUGGCUGCUGCAAGGCUAGCAGGUAAAUCAAAGAUUGAAUUGGAAGAAAAGGAGGAUGAAUUUGAGUAG
Lodderomyces parapsilosis is the source of this 2460-nucleotide messenger RNA. Its product is annotated as RNA-binding ribosome biosynthesis protein. Bases 1 to 2460 code for a protein of 819 amino acids. The transcript has a single exon. The record is from RefSeq and is a predicted model, not a curated record. Gene Ontology annotation, molecular function: RNA binding. NCBI's taxonomy places the organism in Eukaryota, Fungi, Ascomycota, Pichiomycetes, Serinales, Debaryomycetaceae.